Carassius carassius (crucian carp) is the source of this 2404-nucleotide messenger RNA. It is a transcript of the gene slc17a7b, whose product is annotated as solute carrier family 17 member 7b. Bases 63 to 1838 code for a protein of 591 amino acids. Gene Ontology annotation, molecular function: neurotransmitter transmembrane transporter activity; L-glutamate transmembrane transporter activity. Gene Ontology annotation, biological process: neurotransmitter loading into synaptic vesicle; synaptic transmission, glutamatergic; monoatomic anion transport. Gene Ontology annotation, cellular component: synaptic vesicle membrane; excitatory synapse. Lineage: Eukaryota; Metazoa; Chordata; Actinopteri; Cypriniformes; Cyprinidae. The transcript is spliced from 13 exons. The record is from RefSeq and is a predicted model, not a curated record.
GUGAGCUGUAGGUGGAAGGGGGAGCAGGAGCACACAGAAUCCCGUCGGUGGAGUUGUAGAGGAUGGAGGUCAGACCUGAACGCUUUAAAGCAGCGGCGGCGAAAACACUUGGACGGAUAAACCGGGUCCUAGAGAAGCGCCAGGAGAAUGGAGAAACGAUCGAGUUGUCUGCAGAAGGUCGUCCAGAGCUGCAGGAGGAGAAGGAGCUUCCUGUUGUGGACUGCACGUGUUUCGGUCUGCCGCGCCGCUACAUCAUUGCCAUAUUAUCAGGCCUGGGGUUCUGCAUCUCGUUUGGCAUCCGCUGUAAUCUGGGCGUCGCCGUCGUUAGCAUGGUGAACAACCACACCGUCUAUAAAGAAGGCAAACCGUACAUUGUGAAAGCUCAGUUCACCUGGGAUCCAGAGACUGUAGGAAUGAUUCAUGGCUCGUUUUUUUGGGGAUAUAUAGUCACUCAGAUUCCUGGAGGUUUCAUCUGUCAGAAAUUUGCAGCUAACAGGGUUUUUGGCUUUGCGGUCGUGGCCACGUCUGUCUUGAAUAUGAUGAUUCCCUCAGCAGCACGGAUUCACUUCAGCUGUGUGAUUAUAGUCAGGAUACUACAGGGACUGGUGGAGGGCGUAUCUUACCCAGCAUGCCACGGGAUCUGGGCGAAAUGGGCCCCUCCCCUCGAGAGAAGCCGAUUGGCCACAACAGCGUUCUGUGGCUCGUAUGCAGGAGCUGUGAUAGCGAUGCCAUUAGCAGGAGUUCUGGUGCAGUACUCAGGCUGGUCCUCAGUCUUCUAUGUAUACGGUAGUUUCGGGGUCUGCUGGUAUUUGUUCUGGAUUCUGGUGUCGUAUGAGAGUCCAGCAGCUCAUCCCACCAUCACUCCGGAGGAGAGGAAGUACAUCGAAGACGCCAUCGGAGAAUCGGCUGGACUGAUGAACCCGGUGACGAAGUUCAACACUCCCUGGAGACGGUUCUUCACAUCCAUGCCCGUCUACGCCAUCAUCGUGGCCAAUUUCUGCAGGAGCUGGACCUUUUACCUGCUGCUCAUCAGUCAGCCGGCGUAUUUCGAGGAGGUGUUUAAGUUUGAGAUCAGCAAGGUGGGAAUCCUCUCGGCUCUUCCUCAUCUGGUGAUGACCAUAGUGGUGCCGAUCGGAGGACAGCUGGCCGAUUACCUGAGGAGUCACAACAUCAUGACCACCACCAACGUCAGGAAACUCAUGAACUGUGGAGGUUUCGGGUUGGAGGCCACGUUUCUUCUGGUGGUGGGUUUCUCUCACACUAAGGGCGUCGCCAUCUCCUUUCUGGUCCUUGCUGUUGGAUUCAGUGGUUUUGCUAUCUCAGGGUUCAAUGUCAAUCAUCUGGACAUCGCUCCACGUUAUGCCAGUAUUCUGAUGGGCAUCUCUAACGGUGUCGGGACGCUCUCUGGCAUGGUGUGUCCUCUGAUCGUCGGUGCCAUGACCAAAAACAAGACGCGGGAGGAGUGGCAGUAUGUGUUUCUCAUUGCAUCACUUGUUCAUUACGGUGGCGUUAUCUUCUACGGCAUCUUCGCAUCAGGAGAGCAGCAGCCGUGGGCGGAGCCAGAGAACAUGAGCGAAGAGAAAUGUGGAAUAAUAGGAGAAGAUGAGCUGGCGGAUGAAACGGAAGAGCUGUACCGCCCAGUGGGCGGCGGCUACGGCGCGACCGUCCAAUCAGGUGACCACAAUGGGGCGGGGACUGGAGGGGGCGGAGCUGGAGGAAGCUGGGUCUCAGACUGGGACAGAACAGAGGAAUACGUCCAACCUGUGGGAACGAACAGCUUCCUGUACAGAGGAGAGGGCAAUGAGCCAAUGAUUGUGAGGCUCAGAGAUCAACAGUAAAGCUGGAUGGGAACGGGACUCGAUAUUCCUCCUCUACAGAAACUGACUGGGAUGGAGGAAGUGGUUUUGAUCCAAUUCUAGAAAAGUAACAUAACAUAAAAUCUUGAAUGUGUGCAUGAGGACAUUAGGUAUGAAAGCUUGAAAUGUGACCAGUCAAGUGUUUGGACAUUCAUAACAUCAUUUUAGUCCUUGUGUCCAAACGUUCGACUCCCUGGACAUGUAUUUCAGCAAUUAAAUGGAUCACCAAGAGUUCGGAAGUAUUCUACAUAAAUUGUGAGAGAUAAUUGUAACAGGUGGUUCUUACAAAUGAAGUCCUCUUUUGCUGAACAACUAAAGUAUAAUUUCAAUUCAGAAACAAAACCAGAUUUAGGGAAUUGAUCUCAUGUGCCAAUACUGUGAGGUGUGUGUAGUAUCGGUCCCUUUUCAAUGUGAACCUCCUUUAAAAUACACAUUUAAAGACUAGUCAUGUCAACUGUUUGGUUGAGCUUAUACUGUAGAAGCUUUGACAUAGUUUUUGAUAGUGAAUUCUCUUUAACCAUUCGUUUUUUUAUGUAUUUAACCCAUAA